Molecule: messenger RNA, 1059 nt
Organism: Gryllus bimaculatus (two-spotted cricket)
Lineage: Eukaryota; Metazoa; Arthropoda; Insecta; Orthoptera; Gryllidae
Source: the annotation of a GenBank genome assembly
AUGCGUGGGCGGGGCGUGGCGGGGAGAGCGCCGGGUGAGCCGCGGAGGGCGCGGGGGCGGUCGGCGCUGCCAGAAGGCACAGCGGCGAGUCGACGCCCUGUUGCAGACGAUCUGCCCGACCGGAACUGCGACCGCUGCACGCAGUGCUGCGUCGACUACGACGGCUGGCUGCGCUUCCAGAGCGGCCUGUACAAGGUGGUCCGCGACCCGCUCUUCGACCUGCUCAUCACGCUCUGCAUCGUCCUCAACACCAUGUUCUUGGCCAUGGAGCACCAUGGUAUGAGUGAGUCUGUGCGGCAGGCCCUCGACAUAGGCAAUAAAUGCUUCCUCAAGCUGCUGGCUCUCAGCAAAGAGUUCUUCGCGUGCGGCUGGAACAUCUUCGAUCUCAUCAUCGUGUCGGCCAGCCUUCUCGAUCUGUCGUUCGAGCUGGUUGAUGGGCUGUCUGUACUUCGCGGGUUGCGCUUGCUCCGCGUUCUGAAGCUGGCGCAGUCCUGGACCACCAUGAAGGUGCUGCUCAGCAUCAUCAUUUCCACCAUCGGCGCGCUGGGUAACCUCACGUUCGUGCUCGUUAUCGUCAUCUACAUCUUCGCCGUGAUCGGAAUGCAGCUCUUCUCCAAAGAUUACACGUGGGAGAAGUUUUACCCAGAUCCUGUGCCAAGGUGGAAUUUCAACGACUUCUUCCAUUCUUUUAUGAUGAUUUUUCGAAUCCUUUGCGGAGAGUGGAUCGAACCGCUUUGGGAUUGCAUGCGGGCUGAGAAGGACAAGGGUCCCGAGGCCUGCUUCGCCAUCUUCCUGCCCGCUCUCGUGAUGGGCAACUUCAUGGUGCUGAACUUGUUCUUGGCGUUGUUGCUGAACAGUUUCAAUUCGGAGGAGCUCAAGUCGAAGAAAGAGGAAGUGGGGGAAGAGUCGAAACUGGCGCGCAGCUUCGAGCGCAUCCGCUCGAUCGUGCGCAAGAAGCGGCAGAACCGCGAGAAGGCGGAGAACGAGAAGAACAUGCGGCUGGAGGAGAUGGUGCGCGAGGUGAUGUCGCGGCACGCGGCCAUCGUUGCUCUCUGUUAG